GAACCUGUUACAUGCCAACCCUUCCUGUUCCACGCAAUCUUAAACUAGCCAGCAAGUGAAGGAAGUCAUCUCAACCUUGAAAUUAGGCAACUUAACUUUGUCAAUCCAAGCAAGCAUGCCAUGACAUCUACAUCAACGUAAACAGUCUAUAACUGUCCAACUGCAAAGCAGUCCUCACUCAAUUCCAAGCACAAAAUUCUUAUCAUUUUUGCCUCUUCGUCAACAACAUCUACCUUAGAUGGCAUGUACUCUACAACAUCAAUCCACAAUCAGAAACCCCCCAAGUUGAGUCUGUUCAUUAUGUUAUCAUUUUUCAAUUCUGCAAUAUAUACACAACAUCCAUUCAAUAAAACCUUGAAACAAAAAUCCAACCUAAACAAAAACAUUAACUGACAAAAUAAUCAAAACCCAUGUCACAAAAAAAUCCCAAAACCUACUUGAAAGAAACAGAGGUAUAAAAAGGGGAAAACAAGGCAAACCCUAAGAUGAGAAAAGACGCCAGAUUUUACUGAACAAGGAAAUGCAUAUGAAAGAGUGAAUUAUAACUUACUUCGUACAGAAAACAUCAAAGUGUGAAGUGACAAUUGAUUUCAGUUGGAUUAUGUACACUGAACUUUUCCCGCGAUCCUACUAAAAGAACCAGAGAUAGUUUCCCGCGCUUUUGAGAGAGCAAAGACUUACAUUUAUGGACAAUGGCCUUACUAAAUUGUGCCAGUGGGGCAAUUGCCUUACUUGCCUUUAAGCUGUGUGGGUCUCCGUUCCUUAAUGCCGCUUGGCACCAAGAGACGCAUGCUAUCAAUUAAGGUUUAAGAGGAAUACCAUUCUUUUCUUUGACUCCUUGAACUCCAAAGCCAUAAAUAAGUGCAAGCUCCCAAUGUGAAAUCCCAAGAGCCAAAGCCAAGACUCUUGAUGGUCUGACCAUUAACCAAGACUAAAUACACUCUCUCUCAUUCUCAAAACCCUAACUUUCAACUACAUAAGCCCUGAGCGCUAGCCCCUUCAACUUACAACACUGAAUUUCUCUCCGCAAUGGCUUCACUUUCUCGCAAAGUUCGUCCUAAACCCAAAAGGGCCAAAACAUCUGCUGGGGAUUCAGGUAAUACUCUAACUGCUCCGAAUUCUUCAUUAGUAGUUGGAAAUGAUGAUCUGUUGACACAUAUCCUAGUGCGUUUACCAGUUAAAAACCUAAUUAGAUCCAAACUGGUGUCGAAGAAAUGGUUUUCUAUCAUCUCUGAUCCAAAGUUAGUCCGUACUUAUUCAGUUCAUAAUCGUGUUACAAUCUCUGGGUUAUACUUGAACCAAUGGACUUAUGCGGCUGAACCACCAUUAUAUGCGUUUAUCCCUCUUCAUAAACCAGAUGUCAGUGAACCUAUCAAAAAGAGAAAUGCCACUAAGCCUAUCAGAAAUGCAAUUGACACUAGAGAUGUCCCACCCAAAAUCCUGAAUUUUUUGAAUAAUCGUGGUGAUGUGUGUGUAAAGAUUGUACAGUCUUGCAAUGGUCUACUCUGCUGCAGUUAUUCUGAAUUGCGUGAAAACGAGUCUGGUUGGAUUGGUAAUAGAGGAACCGAAACCAAGUCUUAUUACAUUUACAAUCCAACCACAAAGAGUUAUAAAGUCGUUCCUGAAUCUCCCUUCAGGAAAGAUGGUUGCCGUUCAGUUCGAAGUAUGAAUUUGGCUUUUGAUCCACUAAAAUCACCUGAUUAUGAAGUUAUUUGUUUCUCGAAAAACGACGAAAAGAAUGCACAGAUUGAGAUAUACUCUUCCAAAACAUCUUCAUGGAAGCUUUGUGAAGCUGUCUUUGAGGGCCAAAUUUCUGAAUCUGAAUUUACAAGUAUCGUGACGGACAACACUGGUGUCUUCUGGAAUGGUUCACUGCAUUGGAUUUCAGAAGGGGGUACUGCAGCUCAUUUAGAUAUUGGUCGAGGAUUAGUAAAGGAAAUGCUGAUGCUACCUGAUUGUAAUGAUGAUAGUGACAGCGAUGACGAUGAAGAAGAGGAAGGCAGUGACAAUGAUGAAGAUGAGGAUAGUGACACUGACGAGGAUGAGGAUACUAAUAAAUGGAAAUGGGAUAGUGCGUCAGUAUUAUAUUUUGGAGAAAACGGAGGACAUUUGUAUCUUGUUCGAAUUUUUUAUCCUCAUUGGAGAAUUAGAUUUGAAAUCUUGGAGUUGAAGUCUGACUACACUGGAUGGAAUGUUAAGUAUCGUGGCAGUUUUAGAAAAAUGACUCGCCAGUACCCAGAGCUACUUCAACAGAAGAAUUGGAUUGAACAUGAUUUUUUCGGUGUGGAUUUUUCGAUAUUGCUUGUUGAGGAAACAGAAGAAUCCUUAAAGAUGGUGAUAAGGAUAGUAGAUCGAGUUGUAUCUUAUGAUCUUACCAACAAAAGUUUCAAGGGUUCAUGCAAUUCAGGUCGUUCUCUUUCGGUGUCUGCAAUAUCUCGUCUUUGACAGUUGACAUAGGUAUUCACUGUCCACUUUAAUAUUGUUGUCACUGGUCUUUUGAAAGAAAGUUUUUCACCUUGUUAGUGCUCAAAUUUCUGUCUUUAUUUGUGAACAUGUGGAAUAUGGUUGUGAAUCUUGUGAUUUUCAGCUUCUUUUGCAAGUAUUCAUCAUAAGUUGGAAGUUAGAGUUACUGGGAUUGGGGACUCUACUGCUCCAAGAAACUUUGGAAGAACAAGUUUGUAGAAAGCGGAAUGUCGAUAAGCUAAAACUGAGGACGUGCUUAACUUGUUAAUUUUAGAUGAUGAAUUUUUUUUGAGUUGCAGACUUAUAACCCUAUCUUGAUGCCUGAAUAUAUCCUCUCAUUUACCUCUCUGGUGAGCUUUAUUCGAAAUGAAUGAUUCCAUUCAAAACUUGGUCCACAGCAUGACACCUGAAGAAUUUGUGUGAAGUUGUUAACUGAC
Messenger RNA from Papaver somniferum (opium poppy), 2900 nucleotides. Its product is annotated as F-box protein At5g07610-like. Bases 1030 to 2445 code for a protein of 471 amino acids. The record is from RefSeq and is a predicted model, not a curated record. The transcript has 2 exons. Gene Ontology annotation, molecular function: protein binding. Lineage: Eukaryota; Viridiplantae; Streptophyta; Magnoliopsida; Ranunculales; Papaveraceae.